AUGAGCUAUUCAUUGAUAGGGCCCCUUGUGCUUGCGUACGACGGUUUCAGUUCUAAGAAGCUACCCGGCCUCGCAGAAAUAUGCUUGCCAUCGGAAUUUCACGUUGGGGAUAUCGUACAGUGGAAGCAAAAUGCUAUCGAGAUUUACUGGGAAUUUUUUGUGAGGUAUCAGUACCAUGAGAGAGAAUGGGCCAGAUGCAUGGCAUGCGGCGAUAAUGUGUUUGGCUACGUCGGACCAACCACUACCGAAAAUAAAGAGUUCGCUGAUGAAUCUCGCAUCAAAUAUGACGACUGGAUCCCACUCCAGCACCAUAUGUCCUUCAUGAAAGGGAACGUAACGGAGGUGAGCAACUCCUGUUGUGGGGUCAAAUAUGCCUGGGAAACACAUCUCUCGAAAUCUGCACUGAAGAUGGCACACUAA
This is a messenger RNA of Cylicocyclus nassatus, 420 nucleotides long. The record is from the annotation of a GenBank genome assembly. NCBI's taxonomy places the organism in Eukaryota, Metazoa, Nematoda, Chromadorea, Rhabditida, Strongylidae.